AUGUCAUUCAAUAGAGAAGAUGAUAGCAGGUUGAAAUUCAAGACUUCUAAGAAGCUCAGGGUAUCGCCUACCUUUGAGGCUAUGAACUUGAAGGAUGACCUUCUUCGAGGCAUAUAUUCAUAUGGAUUUGAAGCACCAUCUUCUAUUCAAUCUCGAGCCAUCACGCAGAUCAUUUCUGGUAAGGAUGUUAUUGCACAAGCACAAUCCGGUACUGGUAAGACUGCGACUUUUACCAUUGGUAUGUUACAAGUGCUCGAACUAAAACGUAAGGAUUUACAGGCUUUGGUUCUUUCACCUACAAGAGAAUUAGCAUCUCAGAGUUGCCAGGUGGUGUCCAAUUUGGGGGAUUACCUUAAUGUGAAAGCCUUUGCAUUAACCGGUGGGAAGGCCUUGAAGGACGACUUGAAAAGAAUUCAAAGUAGUGGUUGCCAUGUAGUCAGCGGUACUCCGGGACGUGUAUUAGAUUUAAUAAAAAGACAAGUGGUUCAAACUAGAAAUGUACAAGUGUUGGUAUUAGAUGAAGCCGAUGAGUUAUUAAGUGAGACUUUGGGUUUCAAGCAGCAAAUUUACGAUAUUUUUGCUCGUCUGCCGCCUGGAUGCCAAGUGGUAGUCGUAAGUGCUACCAUGAGUAGAGAUAUUUUAGAAGUGACUAAAAAAUUCAUGAGUGAUCCCGUCAAGAUUUUGGUUAAAAGAGAUGAGAUUUCCUUAGAAGGUAUCUCACAGUAUUACGUGGAUGUUAGUAAAGAGGAAUGGAAGUUUGAUACAUUAUGUGAUUUAUACGAUUCAUUGACCAUUACUCAAUGUGUUAUAUUUUGCAAUACCAGGAAGAAGGUAGAUUGGCUAUCGAAAAAGUUGAUCCAAUCCAAUUUUGCAGUCGUUUCCAUGCACGGUGACAUGAAGCAGGAGGACAGAGAUAAAGUGAUGAACGAUUUCAGAACUGGACAUUCCAGAGUUUUAAUAUCCACAGACGUUUGGGCGCGUGGUAUUGAUGUGCAACAGAUUUCACUGGUGAUUAACUACGAUAUGCCAGAAAUCAUGGAAAACUAUAUCCAUCGUAUUGGUAGAAGUGGUAGAUUUGGUAGAAAAGGUGUUGCCGUGAAUUUCAUUACAAGGGAAGAUUCAUCUAAAUUGAAAGCUACUGAAAAAAUGUAUGGGAUCAAAAUUAAACCCAUGCCAGCAAACCUUUCAGAAUUGUCGUGA
This is a messenger RNA of Zygosaccharomyces rouxii, 1200 nucleotides long. RefSeq names its product ATP-dependent RNA helicase FAL1 (gene FAL1). NCBI's taxonomy places the organism in Eukaryota, Fungi, Ascomycota, Saccharomycetes, Saccharomycetales, Saccharomycetaceae. Bases 1 to 1200 code for a protein of 399 amino acids. Gene Ontology annotation, molecular function: RNA helicase activity; mRNA binding; ATP binding. The record is from RefSeq and is a predicted model, not a curated record. Gene Ontology annotation, cellular component: nucleolus; catalytic step 2 spliceosome. The transcript has a single exon.